Molecule: messenger RNA, 10921 nt
Organism: Danio aesculapii
Lineage: Eukaryota; Metazoa; Chordata; Actinopteri; Cypriniformes; Danionidae
Gene: ablim2
Product: actin binding LIM protein family, member 2
Exons: 23
Coding region: 223-2328 (701 amino acids)
Biological process (GO): cytoskeleton organization; lamellipodium assembly
Cellular component (GO): actin cytoskeleton
Molecular function (GO): actin filament binding
Source: RefSeq, a predicted model, not a curated record
CUCGAGUGUGAGGCGGGAAUCAUAUGACCUGCGCUCAUUCCUGUAGUAUCGCCGUGUCGCGCGCGCUGGGAAGCGCAUUUCUCUCCGCCCGGCUCUCGCGAUCGAGGAGCUCAGCUUUAACAUGCACCAGACUGCAGUUCACCACUGAAAAACUGACGGAUAUUUAUUCAAACAGCGCCUUCAUUCUCCUAUUCACAAGAAUAUACGUGGUUACGUGAGACGAUGCCUGAAGAAAAAGCGUUUCACCAGCAGGCUGUCCACAGUCCCCUGGAGCAGCAGAAGGGCGCGCGGCAGAGUGGCCCCGUCCCCUGUCAAAACUGUGGCAAACCCUGCAAAGGAGAGGUGCUCCGGGUGCAGAACAAACACUUCCACAUCAAGUGCUUUGUUUGCAAAGUUUGUGGAUGUGACUUGGCUCAGGGAGGGUUUUUCGUGCGUCAGGGCGAGUAUAUCUGCACUGUGGAUUACCAGCGACUCUAUGGCACCCGCUGCUUCAGCUGUGAGGAGUUCAUUGAAGGGGAGGUGGUGUCUGCACUGGGCAAGACCUACCAUCCACGCUGCUUUGUCUGUGCCACCUGCAAGCAGCCGUUUCCAGCUGGUGACCGCGUGACGUUUAAUGGGAAGGAGUGCAUUUGUGAGAAAUGUACUCAGCCUGUGCCAGUCAACAGCACGGCUCCCCCACAGGCUGUGCACAAUUGCUGUGGAUGUGGAAAGGAGUUUAAAAAUGAGCAGUCUCUGGUGGCGCUGGACAAGCACUGGCACCUCGGCUGCUUCAAGUGCAAAGUGUGCAAUAAAGUGCUUAAUGCCGAAUACAUCAGCAAGGAUGGAAUCCCCUACUGUGAGGCAGAUUACCACGCCAUGUUUGGCAUCCAGUGUGAAACCUGCAAGAAAUACAUCACCGGAAAAGUACUUGAGGCUGGAGAAAAACACUACCAUCCCACAUGUGCCAGAUGUGCUCGAUGUGACCAGAUGUUUGGGGAAGGGGAGGAGAUGUACCUACAAGGUUCUUCCAUCUGGCAUCCUCCUUGCAGACAGGCAGCGCGUAUGGAGGAGAAGAGCAAGAAACAGGUGCGGAUUCAGCUCAGUGAUCUCCAUUCUCAUGUACCUGAGCAGGUGACGCGAACCUCCUCUGAGAGCAUCACUUCUGCUCCAGCCUCCAGCGCCUCAGGCUCCCCCAGCAGAGUUAUCUAUGCAAAACUGGGUGAUGAACUUCUGGAUUAUAAGGAUCUGGCUGCUCUUCCUAAAAUCAAAGCCAUCUACAACAUUGACAGACCUGACAUGCUUUCAUACUCGCCCUAUGUGAGCUACCCUGUGGAGGACAGGACUUUUGGAGAGUCACCCCAGCAACUCACCCCUACUCCAACUGAGGGAGAUGGGGAAAAGUCCCCCCGUCAGAGGAGGCCCUCGAGCCCCAGCUCCAACAGCUCUUUAGGAGGCUAUGGCCGCUAUACGCCUUCCCGCUCACCACAGACCUACAGCAGACCAGACCAGUAUCUGAGCAUCAAAUACACCACCCAGCCAGAAAAUUCCCAUUUGUUGUCUGUACCAACUUCGGGGAGGAGUAGCGCCCAUGGUAGUGCAAGAGGCUCCUCCCCGCUGCCUCUGUACAACAGCAGUGGUAGAAACACACCCCAGGCAGCUCUGCCCCUCAACCCCACUACUCUGGCUUUACUCCAACAACACAACUACAUCCCUUACUUCAGAGGUAGUGAAAGUGGGCGCAGUACCCCCAGUCUCUCCACCUACUCUGAUGGCAAAUCUCCAUCCUCUACAUAUGUGGCAGCCCCACGGCAUUUCCAUAUCCCAGAGACUAAAGUCAAAGAUAAUAUCUAUAGAAAGCCCCCUAUCUACAAACAGCAUGCUUCCAGAACCUCCUGGCAAGAUGGUGAUGAUGUAGACAGAAAGACAAGGACCAGUUGGAUGAACCUGAAGACUGAGAUUGAUGGACAGUCUCCAGAGCUGGACCCCAGGACCUCCACACACAGCCUGCCCACUGAUAUGUCACAACCCAACUUUCCAUAUAAUAAGUCUGCUUCCCUGCCAGGAUAUGGGCGGAACGGCAUAUACAAGGCAGCUGAUCUUGGUGAGGAUGAGGCAGACCAUGAUUCAUCCUGGAGUGGAAUGAGAGAGUACAAGGUGUACCCCUAUGACGUGCUAGCUGUGUCCCACAGAGUCCGAGUAAAACUACCACGUGACGUGGACCGCACCAGACUGGAGAGGCACCUGUCACCAGAGGACUUCUACAACGUGUUUAGGAUGACCAUUGAACAGUUUGACCGCUUGGCCUUGUGGAAGAAAAAUGAUCUGAAGAAGAAAGCCCGCUUGUUUUAAACCACGCUGGAUUGCUCGAAGGAAAGCAAAGAUAAAGAGAAAACCUCUUCUCAUCCGUCCUGUGUGCACGGAGAGAUGAGUGUGAGAGAAAUAUAUAUGCACCUCCGUUCUGCUGCAUAGCUACUGCCAUCCCAUCUCACGCUGAGGAAGAGGAAGUGCUUUCACUACGCUGUUCGCUACCAAGCUUCAUGUGUGAACGCCACAUCACAUGGUCUGAAUGUUAAUCCGAGACUGGAGUCGGAACUCAAUUCUCCACGACUCUCUUUGAUUGUGUUCGAUUUCGCUCCCUCGGCUGUCUUUGUGAUUUACUGCGUUGUAUUCUCUCUUUGUGGAAAAAGCACUCAAUAUUGAUAUAAGCCUCUUUCUUUACAUUUUAUACCGUUGAUAAAACAAGGCCAACCAGCUCUACUUGUAAAUCUUUAUGCUGUGUAAUAACAUCCAAUGUUCCCACUCCCCUUGUCUUUGUUUGCUAUGAAUGUCGUCCUAUGCCUUUGUCCUUGUCUACACAUAUAGAGUGCAUUAUUCUGCCUUGCUUAUUGCAUCAGCAGAUCUGGUUCCGGAAGUAUUUUUACCAUUCAAUUUUCCAAUAGGGAUCAAAAAAAGAUCUCAAUUAUGUGGAAAAUCAAAACUUUGAACUUUUGAAACAUAAGAGAGAAUCAAAAUCCAACAAAAGACUCGGAAGAAAAGGUUUACAAAGAACUACAAUCUCAUAAAGCAUUGCAAAUAACACAGUCAAAUUAAAAAAUCAGUUGAAAAAUGUAAAACUCUUAAUUUAAAGUUGGUUGUAUUUAUACACAUGCUUAAAGUUAAUUUCUGGUAUGCACAUUUUUCAGGUAUUUUGAUUGUUUUUUUUUUUUUAUUACCUACUUUGUGAAGUUUAUUUAUAAAUGAAUUUCGAGAGGAUCACAGGCUUAUGAUUGUUCACAGCUCACAAUUAAUUUACCAAUCAGAUGAUUCCUAACUCACUAUAAAUAACCAGAGUUUACUUAUCUCAGUAUCUUCAUCUUAAAGAAUCCCCUCCUUUCCAGAUGGGCGACACAACGGCCCAGUGAGUUGUCUCACAGCACGCAUGUCUCUGGUUAAAGUCUCUAUUAAACCAGUUGACAUUUCUCUGCGGAGUUUGAGCGUUUUCUUCGUGCUCAUGUGGGUUUUCCCCAGGUUCUCCGGUUUCCUCCCACAGUCCAAAAACAGGCAACCUAGGUAAAUUGAACAUACCAAAUUGAUACCAUAGCCAAGCUCCUAGCAAGUGUACUUCUCUUUUUAGCCAUCCUGUAUCUGUCAUUAGUCAGAAAUAAGCCAGGGGGAGUUCAUCGAGAUCUACCUGAGCUCAAACUCCCUUUCGCCCCUCAAACGAAGGGAGCCCAGGGCUCGAGGAUCUCAUAAGCUCAAUCAAUCAUCAUCUAAGUGUGAACUCUUAAAUGCAAUUUAGUUCUAGGUUUUUUGUCCGGUGAAAACCAAGCUAGUGCAGAAACAUUUCUGACGUCUUAAAAUCAAAAGUACUUUUUUUUUUUUUAACUGAUUGUUGAUAGGGGGCGCUAAAACUUUUGAGCCACUUUUGCUAAAAUGAUUCUAACUCUUGAACAAAAUGAUAUACUGUACCUUUACUAACUCUAAAUAUGCAUGUGAAAACUCAUUGAGAACUCGCAUUUGGCCAGGUGGUGGCACUAUAACCUGAAAACACCCAAGCAUGUAAAAUCAUGGUCCUAAUGGACUUUUUGUUCUAUUGGCUUCCCUUCAGACCAGAUACGCGAGCCGGUGCAAGUAUAUUUUGGAUUUCGCUUCUUAGCAAAGUUUAGUGAACUCUGAAGAUGUAUCCGUUCACACGCAUGUGACUUGGCCCAACUAGAAAUGCAGGAUCUUGCUUAAAAUUUUGCAUGUCCUUGCAUUGAAAAGUACAACUAUAGUGAACUCUGACCGGCGAAUUGCGUAAGACCAACAGAAGUUCAAAACUUGACCUCUCUACAGAACCUCUUUACUUGUUUCAUCCCCCCCCCGCCCCUUUUGUAGCACUGUCCAAAUGAAUUUUGCUUACUCAAAGACUUGAAUGAAUGCCACUUAAUUUGCGAAUUAAAGUCACGUGAAUGUGUGAGACUAAUAGAAGAACAAAAUGUCACCUCUCCGUACAGAAGUUUAAAACAUGGGGGAUUUGCUUAUUUUAGCAGUGCUGCAUCAUCUUAUUUUACCCUGCCCAUUUUCACCACACACCGUCUCUAGUGUGACAGUAUCUAUAGAUGUACUUAGGGAAAGAAUGUAAUCAUAUGAAGCAUUGUAAAUGACACAAUCAUAUAUUAAACAACGGAGGAAUAUAAAAACUUUUACUUAAAGUUGUUAGUUGUAUCCAUAAAAAUAUUUAAGUAUCUAAUGGGGUUCUCAAACUUGGUCCUGGAGGGCCAGUGUCCUGCAGAUUUGAGCUCCAGCUUGCCUCAGCACACCUUCCUGGAUACUUCUAGUAUGCCUACAUUUGAUCAGCUGGUUCAGGUGUGUUUAAUUAUGGUUGAAGCUAAAAUCUGCAGGUCACCGGCCUUCCAGAACCCCUGAUCUAGAGUGUGUAGACUGAUUUGUUAUUUGUGGUGGUUCAUGGAUUGGAUGAUCUUUGGUAGCUCUUUGCUUGCUGUAACUCUGAUUGGUGGACUUUUUGUACAGCAUUAUGGGAAAUGCUGUACAGAUCGUCAGAAAAAGCAUAUACAAUCGAUUAACAUCAUUGGAGCUCUCAACAGGUCUGCCUUUAAAGGUUUUCCCUAUAGGAAAAAUGAAUGAGUUUUUACUUCCGGAUCCUAACUGCUUUAUUGUUUGCUCAGUGUGUUUCUCUCACUCUUUUAACCUGCCUGUUCCUCUUCUUACCUCCUAAACAUGAUACUCAGCCACUGCUUGGACUGUAAUAUCUAUCAUGUAAUAUCAGCUUUAUGGAAGCUUUGUCGUCCAUGGCUUUAGCAUGACCAGGCCAAAGACUCGUUCAGAGCAAGAAGUCAACAAAGCACCUUAGAUGUGACCUAACCAGACGUGGCGCAAUAAAAUGUCAAACGUUUUUUUUUAAAUGUCCUUUCCAGCCUCAAUAGUGACAAACAAAGAGCAACAGAACUCUUGUUUGAUCCAUUGGUUUCUAGUUUCAUGACAUUACACUGUUCAGCCCCGCCCACUGUGAAAUCUCAUUGGUUCCCUCAAACGGUAUUAAAGGGAUGGUUAACAUAAAAAUAAAACGUUUCUGUUCAUUCAUUCACACUCAGGCCAUUCAAAAUGUAGGUGUCAGUGGAAUAUUAAAGAAGAUUUUUAGCCAAAUCCAUUGUUUCAUAAAAUACAAGUCAACAGCUACAGUACCAACACUUUCAGAUUCAAAAAACAGUCAAAACAACAGUCCCUGUGUUAAGACUUUACUUGAAGUGGUGUUAAGACUGUCUUUAAAACCUUUAUCUUAUGCAUGCUUAUAACAAAAGGCAUAGGUUUGCUCUUGACAUUGGUGGCGACCCAUGACCUACCAUCCUCACUUGCGUGUCACCCACCUCACACACCUUAUUCUUGCUUGGGAAAAAUUCCCCUGCUCAUUUUUGGUGCUAAACGCAGCUACAGCCUCUCACACGACAGCAGGGAAAGGCUCAGCCAAUCACAAUGAUCAUGUGUUUCGGGGGCAGUACAACUCGAGUAUAGAAUGUGAUUUAACCCUUUUUGCAUGUCUAGGUUAAUGUUGACUUUUUUAAAUUAUUGGUGGGGAUAUUUCAGUAGUCAGUGGAUACUGGUCAGGACACGUCACUUUUGUCCAUGCUAAAUCUACACCCCUGCUUAUAACAAAUAUCAUUAAGUGUCAUUCGCUCAGUUAUGACAUUUUAAAUGCAAUGACAUUGUGUGUUCCAUGAGGACGUCAACAUGAUGUCAUAUUUGACAUUGUACCCCAACAUACCUUAACAUCGUGGGGAUGUUGGAUUUUGUUUGGAAAUAAAAAUUGGGUUGACGACAGAUCCCAAUGUUAGGCUGACGUCAAUGUUCAACGUCCAACAUAUAAUCAACCUAAAAUCAACCAAAUAUCAACGUCUAAUUAUGUUACACCUUGACGUUGUGUGGACGUUACCACUAUGACAUCUAUAAGACGUUGGAUUUUGGUCGCUUUUCAACACAACCUAAAAUCAAACAAAUAUCAAUGUAAUUUGAAGUCGUUAUUGGACAUCAAAAUGACAUUAUCCUUAGACGCUGGCUAGACAUUGAAUGAUGUCAUGACCUAAAUCUAACUUAAUAUUAAUGUCUCAUGAUGUUGUGUGCCUGCUGGGUUAUGACAACCUGACAUAAACAAAUCACAACAUGUUUUUGUCUUUGUCAUGACAACUUAUUACCAAGACAAAAAAAAACUUGUCAUAAAUCUGGCAUAAACAUGAGUGUCAUGAAGCCAUUAUAAAUGUUUCAUGAAUUUUAUAACCGCGUAAUUAAUAUUUUUUGACCUCAACUACACUGGCACACGCUGAAUUUGUCAUUAGAAUGUCAUGAAAUAUUAAUGACCCUGUUAAACAUUAUUUCACAGGGUAAUGACACUUUUAAUUAAACAUUUUAAUGACAAAUACUGAAAAUGUGAUUCAUGACACAAUUAUAAUGGCCUCAAGGCAAUCAUGCUUAUGACCAGAUAUGUUGUUUUGGUAAUGACAUAGAUGAAGACUUGUUGUGAUUUAUUUAUGUCAAGUUGUCAUAACAAACAAUGUCAUCUUUGCAUUUAAAAUGGCAUAACUGAGCAACAUAACAGAAUCAUAAGCAUGCAUAAAAUCUCAUUCACAUUCAUGACAUGUCCUAUGUCAUGAUUAUGAAGGUUUCAUGACCAUGACAUGUCCUAUGUCAUGAUUAUGAAGGUUUCAUGACCAUGACAUGUCCUAUGUCAUGAUUAUGAAGGUUUCAUGACCAUGACAUGUCCUAUGUCAUGAUUAUGAAGGCUUCAUGACAGUCUUAUGAACACCCCUUCAAGUGUUCCUGUUGAUACAUUGAGGUCUUAUUAAGUGAAACAAUUGGUCUGUACAAGAAACUGAACUUUAAUUACAACAUUACAGUUAUUCCAUAUAGUCUCUGCGCAAACUCACAAGUGAACUGAACUUCCCUUUAAAUAUGCAGUGUCUUCUCAUUGGCUGUGAUUUGUGUCACAUUAUGCUUUGGUUUUUGAAUAUGUGCGCCUGGUUAGGAUACAGUGUUAGUUGAUAUGUUCAUUAUUAAUCGUUGUUGACUGAUUGUGAGUGUGAACAGCUGGAACAAUGCAUCCUUUUUGUGUUAUAUUAUGAAUUUGUUUGCUUCUUCAGGUAAAUGUGCAAUUCAUCCUCAGAGAUUUAUCAUAUCACAGUUUUCCAGUAAGACAUUUAGACUUUUAAAUUGAUAUCUAAACAUCACAUACUCUCUCCAUAUAUAUAUUGUGCACAAUACGCACAAUCAUAAUUGCAUCAACCAGACAUCGCAUCUGUCUGUCUAUUGUUUAAUCUGCACAAAUGAAAGUACUCACAACAGAGAAACUCUUAUUUUUGUAUGCAUUUUCUUUCAUACAGAUGUCUGCCUGAUUAUUUCCAUUUGCAAAUAAUUGACUUUAGCAUGAAGCCAUGCCAAAGUUAACAGUUUUUGUAGCAAUUAGCUAAACUAAUACAACACAACAUCUAAUAAAGCAUGCGGUUCAGCGGUGCUUCGUUUUAUGGCGGUUUUCUAUUGUUUUUUGAUUGUUGAUAAAUGUGUGUGCAUUAUAUUGAUUUACAAAAAUGUCUGUUACACUGAUCAUAUCACUUUGUAGGCAUGCACUACAAACAGAAGCAUCAUGUAAUGGCGUAAUAAUGAAUAUUAGAUUGUAAUGAUGAUGUGUUUUUGAUUUGAGAUCUGAAAGUUGUUGUUUUGUUUCCUCAGACACAUUCUUAAAGGGAUGCUUUCCCCAAAAUAUGUAUUGUUAUUGUAUUCACCCUCAGGCCAGAUGUAGAUGACUUUUUCUUCAGUAGAAUACAUAGCAGAAUUUUAGAAGAAGCCAUGGUCCUUAGUGAUUCAACAUGCAAGUCAACCAGCCAAUUCGAAUGUUAUCACUCGAUUGAAUUGGUGUUAUCAGUAGGCGCAUUAGGUGUUAUCAUCCAUCCACAUGGUUAAUCAGGUAUAAAUGACAUAUGGCUGCGGCCAGAACUUAACGAGAAUUAUUUAUAUUAUAAGUUCUUAAUAAUUGUAUUUUAUUAACGUCUACCCCAACCCUAAACCCAACUGUCACAGUAAUGUAAAUACAGAUCUGGAUCUGGAGUCUUCUCUAAUAGUAUACAGGCAAAAAGUGGAGCUUUUUAGUUAUUUGAGGUUCAAAAACUGCAUUUUAGUGACACUUUAAGCAUUAAUUUGUGCUGGAUUAGCUUGUCGGAUGGUUAUCAUUACCACACUUUUGAUGCAACAAAAAUACUUUCUACAUUUUGUCAAAGUGCUUAUCUUACUACUUUUUUGUUUACAAAAAUGUAUGUUUAUUUGCAGGUUUAUUUACAGUUAUGAAUGUAAUGAUAUUACAAUUUUAGAAAUAUAAAAAAAUCUUAUUUAUAAAUGCUAAUUUAUUAUCAUCCAUCAUCAAACAAACAAACAAACAAACAAACAAACAAACAAACAAACAAACAACAAAGAGAAUUUUUUUAAUGAAAAACUAGCCUAUAUGCAGCUCAUUUACAGAAUUUGUCCAUUUAAAUAAUUUUAAAAAGCCCUCUUUUAUUGGUCAUUUUAUUGGUUUUUCUUUUUAAAGCCUUCUUCUAUUGGUUAUUUUCACAAUUUAUGAUGGCAUAGUCAAAAAUGGAACAAAUGAGCUUAUAUGGGGGCCAAAUUCUGGACUUUGUCAGAAGGGGGGGGGGGGGGGGGGGGUCUUUCAAACUACCUAAACCCUCCCAGCUAUGGGCCUGGUAUAGCUGAUUAACCAUGUGGAUAGAUUAUAACAGCCUUCUGAGCCUACCAGUAGGAACAGAAGGCCCAUACUGGCCUAUAUCUAUCAGCUGAUAACCACUGAUCGCACCCAUUCAAUCGAGUCCAUUCGAGCGGGUGAGUCAAAAGCACUUUGAGAGUCAACAAACAUAUAAAGGCCAAACCAAAUUUUUCACAUGGCUCCUGAUGUCUUUUAAAGCUAAACCAAUAGGCAAUGUAAAACAACUGCAAAUCUUUAACGUUCCAGUAAAAAGAGUAAUCCACAUCUCGGAUGACCUGAGGAUGAGUGGAUUAAACGCAAAUUAAAAUUUUUGAGUGAACUAUUCCUCACUUGUAGCUUUCAAUUACUUGAAAGAAUGAAGAAAAUCAAGUGUUUCGUCCUUUUAGUCAAACGAAUUUGUCACAUACUGUACAAAAAAAGUUAUGACAGCGGAUGUUUUUACUUUAUGUUGAGUAAGUCAAUCAGGCUUCGACUUAAUUUUUUAAGUUAAAUUUUAACCUGAUGUUUUAAGUCAGCUUGAUGUAAGUUAAAAUGACUUGUACUAUAAAGUUAAUUGGUUCAACUCAAAAAUUUUACUUAAAUUGGUUCAACUUAAAUGUAAAAAUCAAAAGCAACAAAUGUUUUACAGUUCAAAAGUUUGAAAGUGUUAGAAACACCACAUUACAUAUAGUUCAGUCUAAUGAAAACCAUGUGCAACAUGUGCCUAUCUUGUACAAUAUCAAGGCAUCUUUGGAUUUUUUUAUUUCUCAGCAGCAGGGAAACUCUUGCUUUCUUGUUGAUUGUGAAAGUAUAACAUUAAAUGUGUGCAUAUCCAAAUCUAUUUCUUCAGGGUCAUAUAUAACGUAACAUUUUUCAUGCAGUACAUUUUAGCCAUCGCUGGUUAUGCCAAAAUCUGUUGUUCUGGGGAAAAUACACAGUAAGGCUCGUCUCAAACACAUGAAUGUGUUUUGGUCUGAGAGUGUAGGUGGGAGUCUUCCCAGAAGAGCUGCGGAGGAUGAAUGCGCUGCUCUUAUUUAAACAGCUGUAGAAACAGGCACGCGUGUGGUGUUAGCUGACAGAUCAGCUGUCCAGACUAGGUGAGUUCAGAUCAGUGUGUGCUAAAUCAUCUUCAUUAUUAUUGUUUUUUACAUAUCACUGAUCUAGCCCUUAAAAAGAGACAAGACUGCACACAGAGGUCAUAUCUGCAUCUGCCCCGGUUCCAUUUAUGUGUUUUCCUAAAAUAUGAUUUGCUGUUGUGUUUUUCUUUGUGUACUGUAUGUGUGAAGUCUCUUUGUCUGUAUGAAAGCAGAUGUAGGACUGUCUGUGACCCAGGAGAACUCUGACCCAACAGUUUUGAGAGCUGCUUUCCUACUUUUGCUACUAUUACACGUGAAGAGAGUUUGUGCCUGUUCUGACUGCAUUCAAACAAAUGUUUUGUUUUAUACCUAGAAUGUUUGAGAGACCUUCUUCUGAAGUUAUAUUUGUGUUAUGAUGAGGUCACUUGACAUAAUGGGUUAUCCCAUGGUGUGCGCUGCAAGUUUUGUUUGUUUGUUUGUUUGGUUGUUUGUAUGCGAGCUAACUACAGAGUACAGUAUAACUGUGAUUGUGAUGUUAUUCUGACUGUGCAAUGUAAUGAGUUUGGGAAAUGUAAAUGCACCCAUUUUAUUCACCAUAUAUUUGAGUUGCUUUGCAAGAAAAAUUGAUAUUCAUCCCAAUAAAUACAGCUACUUCAACUGACAA